AUGCCCCUCCCAGAUCUUUCCCGGCUUCUUCACCAUCCUAUACCUUCUGAUGGCGCUGCAGAUUUCCAUGCGCUCCCAGAUCUUUCCCUGCUUCUUCGUCAUCCUAUACCUCCUGAUGGCGCUGCAGAUUUCUCUGCGCUCAUUCGUCCACGCGUGGGGGCUGGUCCCUCUAUGAAUCUACCUGGUCCUCAGCUCCCUCUCCAAAACCAUCAGCCGCUUCCCUCAGACCCUCAGCUCCCUCUCUGGAGCCCACCUGACACUAGCACUCAGCGCGCUCCUCCAAGCAUUCGGCCUGCACCCCCUCAUCAUUUUUCCGGCGCUGGGGGCAGUCCAAUCGACGAUCCAGACGGUGACCUCGACGACGACCUCCACGCUGACGAAAACGAUCUUUUUUCUGCCCCCCUUGGCAACGCGCUGGGGAUGUUGGGCGGGGGGGACGCUGACAUGGAUGAUGACGAAGGGAUGGAGCUUGACCCCUCCCGUCGUCGUGUCAUUAGCCUUGACAGUCCCCCAAGCGGCAAGCGCACAUUCUGUGAUCUCGGCGCAACACAAUUUGCACUCUCGACUGAGCCUCGCAAUACAGAUGACCUUCUCACUGGUCUAGAGAUUAUCUCACCUGACGACAUUGCCGCUGAAUUUGCAGCUCUCGAAGAGUUGAAAAGGACUGAAGAAGUUCAGAGCAUUAACGAAGUUGAAGUUCUCGUGGGAAAUGCUUUCGAUUUUGACGAGUUGGAUCCUGUUGGAUCGGGUUGAACAACCACAGACUGUUCUAGAUGAGAUUGAGGUGGUUAAUUACAAUGGCGAGGGUGACAGCUGGGAUGAGGCAACAUUAAUAUUGAUGUCACCACUAGGAAUGUCAUACACAUAGUCUACAUAACCUAGCUAAGCGCCUAGAGUUUUGCCAAGUUUUGCCACCCUGGCAAAACAACCGGUUUUGCCAGUUUUGCCGGUUAUAACCGGCAAAACUAAAGCCAAGUAG
Messenger RNA from Suillus subalutaceus, 979 nucleotides. RefSeq lists its product as uncharacterized. Bases 1 to 753 code for a protein of 250 amino acids. The record is from RefSeq and is a predicted model, not a curated record. The transcript has 3 exons. NCBI's taxonomy places the organism in Eukaryota, Fungi, Basidiomycota, Agaricomycetes, Boletales, Suillaceae.